AUGAGCAGUCAACCCAUCAAGACGUUGACAAGGCGAGCAACCGCUUCACAAUGCCACACACUUCAGCAGCACAAGCCCCGGAGAUGGGAUCGAAACAUGGCCACGGUAGUGCCUCCCGUCACGCAGAACUCGGUCAGCAAGAAGGGCCCCACGGCCAUGGUCUUCAUGAACAUGGGCGGCCCCGCGACCACAGAUGAAGUUGGAGGUUUUCUUUCUCGCCUUUUCGCCGAUGCCGACCUCAUUCCUCUCGGUCCUUUACAGAAUUACCUCGGACCGCUCAUCAGCAGGAGACGAACACCGAAGAUCCAGAAGCAAUACGCAGGAAUCGGUGGAGGCAGCCCGAUCAGAAAAUGGRGCGAGUAUCAAGCCGCAGAGAUGUGCAAGAUCCUUGACAAGACGAACCCCGAGUCAGCACCCCACAAGCCAUACGUUGCCUUCCGCUAUGCCAACCCAUUGACGGAGGAAAUGUACAACAAGCUGUUUGAAGAUGGCUUCGGAAAGGGCAAUGGAGGUCGGGCCGUUGCAUUCACGCAAUACCCACAGUACUCUUGCAGCACAACCGGCAGCUCACUCAACGAGCUCUGGAAAUGGAGACAGCGCCUCGAAUCACCCACCCGGAACGAGAAUUCCCCCGCAGAGGGCUCGAUUCAGUGGAGUGUCAUCGAUCGUUGGCCCACUCACCCAGGAUUGGUCAAGGCGUUCGCGGAGAACAUCACUGCCACGCUCGCGACAUAUCCUGAAGAAGUUCGCGACAGUGUUGUCAUUCUCUACAGCGCCCACAGUCUCCCCAUGAGCGUCGUGAACCGCGGCGACCCAUACCCUGCCGAGGUCGCAGCUACCGUCCACGCUGUACAGCAGCAGCUCGGACACCGCAACCCCUACCGUCUCGUCUGGCAGUCUCAGGUCGGGCCUUCUGCGUGGUUGGGAAUGCAGACCGCAGAGGCGGUGCCACAGCUCAUCAAGAAAGGCCAAAAGGACAUUGUGCUAGUGCCAAUUGCUUUUACAUCCGAUCACAUCGAGACGCUGUUUGAGAUUGACCAGGAAGUCAUCCAUGAGGCCAACGAGGCCGGCGCUGAAGGCAGAGUCAGGCGAGCAGAGAGUCUGAAUGGCAGUCCAACCUUCAUCAACGCACUCGCAGAUCUCGCAAAGAGCCAUUUACAGAGCGGCAUUGUCUGCAGUACGCAAAUGGGCCUGAGAUGUCCAGGGUGCAAGAGCGAGAGAUGUUUGGAGAGCAAGAAGUUCUUCAUGGGAGGCGGCGUCCAGAACAACGAGGCUGUGACAUUGUAG
This is a messenger RNA of Ramularia collo-cygni, 1287 nucleotides long. Its product is annotated as probable ferrochelatase. The record is from RefSeq and is a predicted model, not a curated record. Lineage: Eukaryota; Fungi; Ascomycota; Dothideomycetes; Mycosphaerellales; Mycosphaerellaceae. The coding region runs from base 1 to 1287 and encodes 428 amino acids. Gene Ontology annotation, molecular function: protoporphyrin ferrochelatase activity. The transcript has a single exon. Gene Ontology annotation, biological process: heme biosynthetic process.